AUGGGGAUGACAAAAGCAUGUUCAAGAUUUAUUGUGGACUUUUUACAAGCAUUCAAAUACUCACCACCAAGCUCAAUGCCACACCUUGAACACAAUCCUCAUCCUAUAUGCGAGCCCAAGAAUAUGCUCAAACUUGAUGACAAGAUGGUUCGUGCUCUUGUUACUGUCUUUGGCAUGGAAACCAAUGGAAGAAUCAAGAAAGAAAGUGCUAGGCAUGUGGUGGAGAAGCUUGGUUUGAUGCAUUGUUCUGAGAAGGACAAGCCCUCAGUAUUUGAGCUACACGGUGAGGGUGGCUUACAGGAAGAUGAAGUGCCUGUAGAAGAGAUGCUUGGUGAGUUGGAGGACAUGUCAAAGCGCAGCGAGCUAUUACGUGAAGCCUUCAAAAUCUUUGAUGAGGAUGGGGAUGGAUACAUUGAUGCAAUGGAGUUGAAGAGGGUGCUUGAUUGCUUGGGUUUGGGCAAAGGUUGGGAUAUGAGUACAAUUGAGAAGAUGGUUAAGGUUGUAGAUUUGAACUUUGAUGGCAAAGUUGAUUUUGGUGAGUUUGAGUUGAUGAUGGGAUAG
Molecule: messenger RNA, 561 nt
Organism: Gastrolobium bilobum
Lineage: Eukaryota; Viridiplantae; Streptophyta; Magnoliopsida; Fabales; Fabaceae
Product: calmodulin-like protein 2
Exons: 1
Coding region: 1-561 (186 amino acids)
Molecular function (GO): calcium ion binding
Source: RefSeq, a predicted model, not a curated record